AUGCCAUUGUUCGUAAAACGCCAUCGAGAUGAUUUGCUUUGCUUUCCAAUUAGAUAUAUUCGUUUUACCACUUUUCCUUCGUCCUUUGUCCGUCUUACAUUGAAGUGCUUUAAUCCAGAUUAUAUAAGCCCGAUCUACCGUAUUGGGAAUAUGAUAAACAUCAACGAUUAUCAACAACCCUGGAGUAAAAGAACGUCCGAAGACUUCAAGAGAAGCUUUUACUAUGUUAAAGGAUUCAUUGAACUGGUCUUUGCUUGGCAUUACGCUUUCUUUGUUAGUCGAGUAACUCCUCUAGCGCUAUCCCGAUAUUACACGAUGCCCAGAAAGAGGCCGCGUAAUGGCUGCUUGCAGGUUCUUCAAGGGUGCGGAACGAUCUCAAGUUUUGUUGGUGGAUCGCUAGCGAUUGUUAUGUUGUGCAAAAGUCAAAAUCAGCCGUGUUUUAAUAAGCCUGCACUGAUCGUCCUGACUAGUGGACUUUUUGCCAACGGCCUGUCCCAACUCGCCCUUGCCAUCACAGAGCUGGAAUCGCUGGGGCUACUUUUGAUCGUGCCACAGCUGCUCUGUUUGGGGUCUGCUAUUUGGUACGUCAAACAUCUUCUGGAAUGCCUCCCGAAUUCCAAGCUUUCUUCGCUUGAGUUACAUCUGGCGAUCGCGCAUCUUGGAUUACUUUUGACUGCUAUGCUUGUCAGCACUUUCCCAUUAUCUCUCGGCUGCGCUAAAAAAGAUGAACAGGAAGGCGAAGCCGCGAUUAUGGACAUGGAGAAUUCCACCCCUGAUCUAAGUAUUGACGAACACGAACAUUCCAUGCACAGAACUGUAGCCAUGAAAAACUCAGCUCAAACGCUCACCCCCGAUCACGAUUACUCAACGAAUGUUAAAGCACAACAAAAUUGGAUGAACAAAUACCCGUCCACCUAUUCUAGUUCUGAUUGUGUGUCAACAAGCUCAGUACUCAAGCAUAACUUAGAACUGCAAUCUGCCCAAAUGCCGGCGCACAUUCAAGAUACCAACCCAAAUGCAUCAACUACAAUAAAGUCUCCUUCUAAAACACCAAAAAAGUCUAAAAUCGAUGUUUUCGCCAGGAUGAGAUCUAAAAGUAAAUCAAGCAAGAGCUCGCCAGAACAGAAUGUUGUUCACAUGGCGGAUGAUCUUCAAGCGCGUUACGUAACAAGACUGUCUACCAUCCACGAUAGCUCUAAAAGUUUCAUCAACCUUGCGCAUAAUUCACUUCACUUAGACAACUGCUCUAAGAGCGACCGUUCAAGUUUUGUAUUCAAUGAUGUACAGAGACAUGAUAAAGGCACCGAGGUAGCUCUCAUGAUGGAAAAGAAUGCCGUGCACAGAAUAAAUAGUGCUCUUCUGCCACCGUCUCUGCGAGUCUGCGACAGCAGUGCUAGAGUAGGAUCUGAGUUUAGUGGAAGCGAGUGUACGCCAUUAUCAAGCGCAGCUGAUGAUGACGACGGUGAUAUAUUGAUGGAAAACGAUCUAGAAGAUAUCCCACAUAUCCCCAGUGGUCAAGUGUAUAGUGGUAAAGAGAUGGAUUAUGACGAUACCCCCAAGAUGAUGAAGAAUGUCAGUCUAGAGGACUGGCAAAUAAAUGGCCGUAAGUUAAUACAAAACGAGCACAGCCUAAUCGGAGAGAAUCCAAAGUUGUUACCAAGCUUCGAAUUUAAACCUAAGGUCGAGCUACGAUCUAACGAGGAUUUCAGUUUUCCGCUUGCGAAACCAACUCUCAAUUUCGAAAGUGUGCUCGAGCACGAGCAUGCCGAUGCUGUUAGCGAACUAGACACUCUACUCAAACAAAAAGAUAUGGACGUGGUCAAAAACGGCGAUGACACAGAUUUCAUGGUAAACGUACUAAAACAUGAAGAUUCAUCCGCCCGUUUGAGAAGGUUAUCAAAGGACCUGAGUCUCAAUAGCGGACCCCACUCGCCUACUAAGUCAAUGACUUCCAUUCUGUCUGGCUCUGCUGCAGGAAGUAUGAAAUCUCCAUAUAAACUUGGUACGGUUUUCACGAAUGCUGGUAAUUCGUGUGCUCCGAACCAAGCGGGUCAUUCAAGAUCAAACUCGCAGAUAACGACACUAUUCCAUUCGGUUGCCAAUUAUAGUGGAAUAAACCAUUCUACUCAGUCAUCCCCGACUAAGAGCAGUAGACUGCGAAGAAUGGGCAAAAAAGUAUCAUUGUCGAACAUAUCUUUCAAGCAUGAUGAGGAGGACGGUUCACACGGACAUGCAAGGGGCAACAGCAUCGAUUUCAGCUACUUACACACCCUACAAAAUAAGCAUUCGCCGUCCAAAUCUGUGUCGUCAAUAUCGAGACGCAAUAGUGCCAUUUUACCAGGUGAUCGAAAUUUACGAACGGUGAGCGCACUCUUUUCGUUGGCAAGCGAUAGAGAUCCCAAUAAGUCUUGCAAUAAUUUAGAUCGAACACUGCAAUAUGUCGAUACCGGUGUCGACCAGGCAGACCAAGGAAGCGCCUUAAGUUCUUCAUCAAGAAUAAGUGACACCAAUUACCCACAAGCUGUCAUCGGAGAGUACGACCGAGAAAAGUGGACUACCAUUCAACGUUUAUCGUUGAACGAGAAUGCCGCUGACGAGUGA
Messenger RNA from Lachancea nothofagi CBS 11611, 2601 nucleotides. The record is from the annotation of a GenBank genome assembly. NCBI's taxonomy places the organism in Eukaryota, Fungi, Ascomycota, Saccharomycetes, Saccharomycetales, Saccharomycetaceae.